AGCAUUUACACUUCAGAUCUAUCAGACCCCACCAUGCCUACCGAUCGGAGUGUCUCCUAACAAGAUGAAUACACCAUACUGAAAACAAUUGCACCUUUCAUCUCACUGCACUGCACAUCAAAGUGCUGUCUUGUUUUCAUUUUGUUGAUUUUUAAAAAAAAUAUUGUAAUUUUUUUUUUUGUAAUUUAUUUGGGCUUGUAAAGGAACCAUGAGCACAAGCCAUGGGUAUCGAGCAUCAUGGUGGACCUAUGCUCUCCAUCAGGUCCCCCAUACUAAUUUCCAGUUUGAAGUUGUGGACAGCAACUUUGCCCCCCAAGAAUGGAACUAUCAGCAGGCGCUUUUGUUUUUAGCCGGCAUUGCUGGACUCUGCCUGGCCAUCAGCCUUGUUUUGAUCUGCGUAUAUUUAAUAAGGUUCUGCUGCUGCAUCUCUCAGGAAGAAGAUGACUCUAAAAGCCAUCGAGCCUGCUGUGUCACCUGGAGUUGUGUGGCUGCUGUCAUUAUAUGCUGUGCUGGCAUUGGCAUUGGUUUCUAUGGAAAUAGUGAAACAAAUGAUGGCGUUUACCAAGUGACCUAUUCCCUCAUGAAUGCAAACCACACAUUGACCUCCAUUGACCUCUUGAUUUCAGACACAGUUGAGCUUCUCAAUUCCGUAGUGAAAAGCGACCUUACGCAGCUGGAGGAGGUCUUCUCUAAACGCCCAGAAUAUUUGGUAAUUGUUCGGAACACCAGGCGGCAAGUGGAAUCUGUGGCUCAAUACUUGGCAGAAAUCUCCUUCUGGAAGGGAGUUGAUCUGAAUCCAAAUGUGGUGGCGGAACAAGUUAAUUUCAUUGAGGAUUAUAGGUGGUUGGCUUACAUUCUCCUGCUACUCUUAGAUCUGAUUAUCUGCCUAUUCACCUUACUCGGCUUGGCAAAGCAGAUCAAGUGGUUGGUAAUUGUAAUGACGGUGGUCAGUUUCUUUGUACUGUUACUCAGCUGGGGAUCCAUGGGUCUAGAGAUGGCCACCGCUGUGGGAUUGAGUGACUUUUGCUAUGAUCCAGAUGGAUAUGUGAUGAACCAGACCCAAAUUGUUACAAAUAUCAGUCCAGAUAUAUUACAGUACUAUAUCUCAUGUUAUCAGGACGUACCAAAUCCUUUCCGACAGAGACUGACCAUGUCACAGAGAGCUUUGUCCAACAUCCACUCCCAGCUCUACGGACUAGAGAAAGAGGCCAUACCACAGUAUCCAACAGCGGAGAAACAUUUAUUGGUAGUCCAGUCUAUGCUGAACACAACCGAAGGAAAUUUUCAUCAUCUUGUGGCUCUGCUGAAUUGUCGGGGGCUCCACAAGGAUUAUGUGGAUGCUCUGAAGGGACUCUGCUAUGAUGGCAUGGAGGGCAUCUUAUUCCUUUUGCUGUUUUCAUUUCUCUCCGCACUUUCCUUUACCGCUGCUAUCUGCAGUCUACCCCGCGCUUGGAAACAAUUUCAGAGCAGGGACCUGGACUAUGAUGACAUGGACGAGGAUGACCCUUUUAACCCUCAGGCACGUAGAGAGAUGCUGCGUGCGGCAGGCAGGCCUCACCUGCCCAGUUUCUAUAGUUACAGCAGUAGCUGCGGCAGCCACAACAGCCUGCGGGUCUCGACCCCGCCUAUUUCCAACGCCCCCGUCUCACAGUACAUGAAUCAAAGCGGUUUGUUCAGUGGCAAUCCUCGAUUUGAAAAUGUCCCCUUGAUUGAGAGGCAGUCCCCGCCCCCUUCGUACUCCCCUAGCAUGCGAACAUCCUUCAUCAGCACAACCCAGGAAGAGACUGAUACACAAUACCGAACAGAACUCGUAUCCUAGAUCCUCCUGUGGUUGUUCACACUUUCCUGCCCUCUUCCAGAGAUGACUAACACAGAAAAAAAAGGAAACAAAGAGAUAAAAUUAAAGACUGAGCUGUUUGUGCUCUUAACAAUGUUGGCAGGGAGUUUUAGGGUACUAGAACCCAUUCAACUUCUCCUUUCUUGGUAUUGUACCCUCUUAUUCUCCUGGGCUUUCAGGGUCCACCUUCAUUGAACUGUCCCACUGCCUUCAGUUUUAUAUUUUUUUGUAUUGGUUCAUGUGCUUUUUACCCCUUGAAGAUCUCACCAGAUUUCUAAACUAUAUUUGCCUAGCACUGGACUUUUCAAAAUACCGCCAAGAGGGGCAUCGGGGAGAUAUUGUUACAGAGCAAUAUUUAGAAGGCUACAUAGAUGAAGGUGGUGAAGAAGUUCAUUGCCGAAAAGGCUUUGUUAUUUUGGUUCAGAACAAUGGAAAACAUUAUCCUAUCUAACACACUGUUAACCAGAGAAGUGGGUGUAGAAAGCAAUGAUUCCGGCAUGGAGAACACGUCAUGUCCAUGUCACAGAAGUGAAGAGGAAGAAGGGCAACCUGCAUAUGAAGAGAAUCCAAUCAUGGCCCUCCAGCUGUUGUUGGACUACAUUUCCAGUAAUUCUCUGACAGUCAUUUCUGACAGAGAAUUAUAGCAAUAUAGUCCAAGAAAUAGUUUCAGGGUAAAAGUUUGAUAUCACCUGCUCUAGAGCUAAUGACCAAGGAAGUUGCUGCUGCAAAACUCUUUCCUUCACUGAUGGAUUUGUUUUUAAUUAGUGCAUUUUAACACUAACAAAUUUUACAUUGACUUGAAAUAAAAGGGAAAAAAAUA
Molecule: messenger RNA, 2657 nt
Organism: Pelobates fuscus (common spadefoot toad)
Lineage: Eukaryota; Metazoa; Chordata; Amphibia; Anura; Pelobatidae
Gene: TTYH1
Product: tweety family member 1
Exons: 14
Coding region: 209-1819 (536 amino acids)
Cellular component (GO): plasma membrane; smooth endoplasmic reticulum membrane
Molecular function (GO): intracellularly calcium-gated chloride channel activity; volume-sensitive chloride channel activity
Source: RefSeq, a predicted model, not a curated record